Messenger RNA from Aspergillus bombycis, 1164 nucleotides. RefSeq names its product SDR family oxidoreductase. Bases 1 to 1164 code for a protein of 387 amino acids. The transcript has 2 exons. The record is from RefSeq and is a predicted model, not a curated record. Lineage: Eukaryota; Fungi; Ascomycota; Eurotiomycetes; Eurotiales; Aspergillaceae.
AUGUCGCAGAAUGGGAAAUACGCUCUCGUCUUUGGGGCAUCGGGGAUUUCAGGAUGGUCCCUCUUGAACCAGUGUCUUAGCUACCCCACAUCCUCUUCUUUUCGACGCGUCGUUGGUCUUUGUAAUCGACCUCUCAAAACGGAAGACGCAUAUCUUCCUGUGGAUUCUCGACUGGACAUUGUUUCGGGAAUCGAUCUCACGCAAUCAGUGUCCUCGGUCACUGAUCAACUGAAGGCCAGGGUUCAUAAUGUAGAAUCAGUUGAGGUUGUCUUUUAUUGCGCCUACAUUGAGGCUGGUGAUUUCCAAGCCAGGCGAAAGGUCAACGCCGCACUCCUCCGCACUGCUAUUGAAGCAAUUAGUGGCAUUGCUGCCAACUUAGAAGCGGUCAUCCUGCAAACAGGUGGUAAAGGUUACGGGUUGGAAUUCUCGAAUGAGCUCGAGAUCCCGCACCCACUUCGCGAGUCAAUGCCCCGGAUCCCGGAGCCCUGGAGGAGCAGUGUCUUCUACUAUGAUCAAUAUGACAUACUUUCCGAGCUAUCAAAGAGUCAGAACUGGUCAUUCUCAGAGAUUCGACCGGACGGAAUCGUUGGCUUUGUUCCCGGUACAAAUGUAAUGAACAUAGCCCAAGGUAUCGCGUUGUACCUGACCCUGUACCGCGAAGUCUACGGUCAAGGAGCCGAGGUCCCCUUCCCUGGGAGCCUUCACGGCUACCGAUCUACGCAUAGCGAUACUUUCCAGGACAUUCUCUCUAAGAUGGAAAUUUACACUGCGCUGAAUCGCGAUAAGUGUCCAAACGGGUCAGCGUUCAAUAUUGCAGACGGUGACGUUGUCAGCUGGGAACAAGUCUGGCCGGGUCUCUGUUCGUAUUUCGGGUUGGUGGGAGUUCAGCCUCAGGAACAUCAGAAGAAAAUCGAAGAAUUCGUCCGUGAGAAUCAGGGCGCCUGGGAUGGUUUGGUUGAAACACAUGGAUUACGGGGGGGUUUGCUGGAGGCGCAGAACUGGCCAUUCAUUCAGUUCAUGCUUGUUGACUUCGACUUUGAUCGCGAGUACUCACUUGACGCGGCCCGCGCGAUUGGAUUCACCGAACGUAUUGACACCGUUGAGGGUUAUCAAGUGGCAUUUGAUCGGAUGGCAGCUGCCAGAAUCAUUCCUGCUUUCCAUUGA